AUGGAGAGUUAUGAAUCUAUCAAAGCUUUCGCCCAUCGAGCCAAUACCACUCUCGCCCGUCUCGAUGUAGUCCUAGCCAACGCCGGCCUCUGGACGUCUGAGUUCAGCCUUGCAGAAGGCAAUGAGAAGACCAUCCAGGUUGAUGUCGUGGCUCAAGUUCUGCUAUUUCUUCUUCUCCUUCCCAAGUUGCGUCAGUCACCGUUCCCUGGCAAGUUUGUCAUUCCGAAUUCGGCUUUGCAUUAUGUGGCUUCAGUGAAAGAGCUUACUUCAAACGAUAAUGCUUCCAUCUUCUCUCUUCUCAACGAUUCUAAAAAGGCCAACAUGACCACUCGCUAUUACAUCGCCAAACUUUUGAUCCUCUAUGCUGUUCGCGAGCUCGCUUCACAGAUGAAGGCGUCGGGCAAGCCAGUUGUGAUCAUCAAUACGCCAAAUCCGAGUUACUGCAAGUCGGGUUUAUUGCGCGAAAUUGAAAGUGCGGCACCACCAGACUUCAUGGCGCGGACUACGGAGAUGGGCAGCCGAGCCCUCGUUCAUGGUGUGCUGGCGGGCCCUGAGAGCAACGGACAAUAUUUGACAAACUGUCAUGUACAAACGCCAGCCUCUCAUGUCACCAAUAAGAUCGGUUCUCGUAUCCAGAAAGCAUUUUUUGAUGAGCUAAUGAAGGAGCUGGAAAAGUCUCACCGGGUAUCACCGCUGUAA
Messenger RNA from Phaeoacremonium minimum UCRPA7, 699 nucleotides. Its product is annotated as putative short-chain dehydrogenase reductase protein. The record is from RefSeq and is a predicted model, not a curated record. Lineage: Eukaryota; Fungi; Ascomycota; Sordariomycetes; Togniniales; Togniniaceae. The coding region runs from base 1 to 699 and encodes 232 amino acids. The transcript is spliced from 2 exons.